ACAGCAAAUCAAUUAAAUCAGUUAUCAGCCCGUAGAAAGGCGAAGGCAGAAAGAGAAAUCAGCAGACAGAAAUUAUUGGAACAAAUAAAGUUACAGAAAACGGUACAAGUUACGCGUGAUCGCGAACGUCUAAUCCAGUUGACAAAAGGUUGGGAAAUACGUUUAUCCCAACCGAAAACAGAGACUGUCAUUAAUCAAGGCUUGAAUUUAAGUUUACCAUCGGGUAGAAUGAUACCGGAAUGGAGAAGGAAUAUCUAAACAAUAAUCACGUCAUCCUUUUUAAGAUGUCCACCGAUUUAAUUUGUAAUAUAUUUUAUAUUUCUUGAACAGCUUUAAA
Trichobilharzia regenti is the source of this 337-nucleotide messenger RNA. The record is from the annotation of a GenBank genome assembly. NCBI's taxonomy places the organism in Eukaryota, Metazoa, Platyhelminthes, Trematoda, Strigeidida, Schistosomatidae.